AUGACCUGUUUCCCGUGGUCCUACAAGCUUCAGAAGCAGCCAAUGAUUGUGGAGACUCUUCCGACGACUCAUCCGAUCAGAGCACGUCAGCAGCAACCAGCUACCGUUCUCGGAAACAGACAGCUCACGGUGACUCAAAAAGCUCAAAAAGUGUUAAUUGCAUUUCCCCUUCAGGCGUUCGCUCUUUUCAUGGCUUCACUCGACGUCUCGAUCAGCGUCGGAUACUGGAUUUCCACGGAGAACACCGCCGUCGGCCCAUACGUGAGAGCCUUCUUUCUCUCAAAGCUUCUCGAAUAAACCGAAGGCUAAUUCAGGCGGUGCUGCAGCUCGUCCUCUUCCUUUGGCUCAUUGGGAACCUAUUCACCGGUCUUCUGAUCAUCGUCUACAUCCAUUUCUUCCAAUUCGUCAUUCUCUCCUACGCUCUCCUCCAAGAGAUAACCCAAGAAUUCACGUCAUUCAAUGCCAUGUUCCCCCGGCUCAGCCAAAUCUUCCCGCAUUCCGUCUACAUUGGCAUGCUUGGGUGCGCUCUAAUCUGUAAGUUUCCUAUUUCUUCGAUAUUUCUAAAAAGUCUCUUUUUCAGGGACCAUCGCCCGCUUCAUCGUCUCCCGCCAGGCACUCAACUACAUUUACCAAGAGAAGUGCACCGCUAAGAUCGUAGCCCUGGAAGCCGAUCAGAAGCCAAUUCUCAAGCAGGCCUAUUAA
This is a messenger RNA of Caenorhabditis sp. 36 PRJEB53466, 702 nucleotides long. The record is from the annotation of a GenBank genome assembly. NCBI's taxonomy places the organism in Eukaryota, Metazoa, Nematoda, Chromadorea, Rhabditida, Rhabditidae.